AUUGGAUAAAGUUGUGAUGCAGGAAAAUUUACGUUGUAAUCGGCAAGUUUAGUAAGCGAGUGUUCCAUUUCCCAGUGUGCCAUGUCUGCCGCGGCUCUGAGGUUCACGCGCGACGCGACUUCCUCCACCGCGCCUCAAUCUCAAUGGUCACUACCUCAUCGCUACUCAGCACUUUUGGGAAGGCGCUUUUCACUUAGUUGCCAAUUAGCACCGUCAGUUCGGUUCGUCGUCAUGGCUCCGUUUCGCGCUCGAGACCGGACCAACCGCUCGGGACGUGGUCAAGUAGAGCACAAUGUACUCGAAGGCUUACCAAUCAAUCAAUAUCGCGAGGUAGAAGUUACCAUCGGUCAAAACCUCGAGGAAAAGCCGUCGACAGACAAAGAUGCUUGGCCUGAGCUUCGCAUGCCUCGAGAUUCACAUCUCCUCCCAGAGCACUCGCAGCGAAUACUCCGUGCUGCUCGCGCUGGCCGGUUGUUCAGGCUGCCACUGCCGGUAGACGAGGAGAAGGAGAAUCCCGACGAAGAAGAGGACAACAAGCAGACCCAGCAGACCCAGCGAACCUUCACCGUCAAGAAAUACGUCAAAGUUCCUCGAAGUGCAGAAGAGCCAGAACCGGAGUACUUGGCCAAGAGACGCAAAGGUCUGCCUUCUCAAUACUCCGUUUACAGUGGCGCAGUUGGCCCGCUAGCACAGACUGGAUCGUUCCGAAAGACCAAAGUCAAGAAGGUCGAUAGCGAGGGAAACGUGAGCAUUUACGAAGUGCUUGUUCCUGAAGGCCAAACGUUGGAGGGUGAAGUGCAAGAAAACGAAACUUUACCCGAUGCCGCCCCCGUGGCUGCUGUUCCCGGUACAGUGGUCGAAGGUGUUGGGGUUGUGAAUCCAGAGGGAGUGGUGGUCUCAAACGACCUCAUGCAACAAACCCCACCUCGUAGGAGACCUCCCAUCUCAAAGAAGAAGAACAAGAGGGGUCCUGGAAGAGGGAGGAAGAAGGUCGCAUUCGAAACUGGAAGUGCUAACGAAGGUGUUGUAGCAGCGGACGGCUCUAGCACCUUAAGGGCCCCAGGCCAUAACACGGAACGCGGAUCGACUGGACCUUCUGAUGGUGAUACUUCGAUGGCGGACGCCCAGGACGGGGAGGACGAAGAAGGCGAUGACGGUGAAGAUGAAGAGGGAUCGGAUGAUGAUGAUCGAGAGGAGGGCGAGCUUCCACAAACACCGGCGCAAAUCUCAUCUCCCACGAAGAAAACCGAACUUUCGACAGAUCCAGUCCCAGAAUCGACUCCUCCAUCCGCACCAGACACCAUAACGUCCCCAAAGUCUCCUGCUAAAGCAGAACCGAAAGCCCGACCUAGCAAAGAUCCUUCCAGCUCACCAGAUCUUCCAUUAGUCAUUGCUCACAGCCGGCAAAACUCAAUGAACCAGAUUCUUACAUUGGAUUCGCCCAGUGCUCCUGCUGCAACUGCCUCUGAGGAUGUCCACUUUUCGGACGGUGAACCAGAUCUCUUUGGUAGCUUGGAAAGGCACUUGGAUAAAGAAGGCAAAUCGGACUCCACUCAGUAACUUCUCCGACUUUGAAGGAGAUUGGUCUUCUUUGAGGUUGAGUUGAUUCAAGUAUCUUUGGCGUACGAGAGAUGGCGUUGCUUAGUUGUUCGUACUCGUUGCUUGGUUUACUACACGUCUUCGGUGUUCAAUGCGUGAGAAGAUAUUUGAGCCUCCAGCAAUCAAUGAGGCGUUGGAUGUGGAAGUUUUGGGGAAAUGCUACCUCUGUGGAGUAUUGUUGUCAUGACACCUGAGCGCCGAAGGAAAUCAAAUCAGUCUGUAAAUAGUAAAUAAUAACUUGUUACCCU
Mytilinidion resinicola is the source of this 1847-nucleotide messenger RNA. RefSeq lists its product as uncharacterized. The coding region runs from base 82 to 1560 and encodes 492 amino acids. The transcript has 2 exons. The record is from RefSeq and is a predicted model, not a curated record. NCBI's taxonomy places the organism in Eukaryota, Fungi, Ascomycota, Dothideomycetes, Mytilinidiales, Mytilinidiaceae.